Molecule: messenger RNA, 1287 nt
Organism: Pediculus humanus corporis (human body louse)
Lineage: Eukaryota; Metazoa; Arthropoda; Insecta; Psocodea; Pediculidae
Product: major royal jelly protein 4 precursor, putative
Exons: 7
Coding region: 1-1287 (428 amino acids)
Cellular component (GO): extracellular region
Source: RefSeq, a predicted model, not a curated record
AUGAGAGGUUUUCCUUUACUUUGGGGAUUAACGUUAUUUAAUGUUAUAAAAGGAGAUGAUUUAGAAAAUUUAAAAGAAAAAUACGUAUGGAAACAAGUAGAUUUUGCUUUUCCAACUCCGGAAGAUAGAGAACAAGCCAUAAAUACAAAAAGAUUCAUACCGAGCAAUACACUUCCGUUAGGAUUAGACGUUUGGAAUGGAAGAGUUUUUGUUACUUUACCCAAGUGGAAACCGGGAAUUCCAGCAACAUUAGCCGUAAUCCCGGAAAAUUCUGAUUUUUCACCGAUUCUUUAUCCUUAUCCUAAUUGGAAAUGGCACGUUGAUGAAAAUUGCAAUGGAUUAACAUCCGUUUUUAGAAUUUCGAUAGAUCCUUGCGGACGAAUGUGGGUUUUAGAUGCUGGAAAAAUUGACGUAUUAAAUACAUCAACACAAUUAUGUCCACCACAAUUGGUUGUUUUCGAUUUGAAAAACGACAGACUUUUAUGGAGAUACAGAUUGCCAAAAAAUCAGGUUCUUCAGGGUUCUUUGUUUUCGAACAUUGUCACCGACGUGAGAAACAACAGAUGCGAUGAUAUUUACGUAUAUAUGAGUGACGUAUUACGCUACGGUUUGGUCGUUUACAAUUUGAAAGAAGACAAAUCCUGGAGAAUAUCCCAUAAUUUUUUUUAUCCAGAUCCAAUAGCUUGUCGUUAUACUUUAGAUAAUACGACAUUCAGGUGGACAGAUGGAAUUUUCGGUUUGGCCUUGUCACCAAUCGAUCCACUCACAAACGAUAGAUUAUUAUAUUUUCAUCCAAUGAGUAGUUUCAGAGAAUUUUCCGUACCUACUUCAAUAUUAAGAAAUAAUACGGCCGAUACAUUUCCAGAUGAAUUUAAACUUUUGGGUGAAUCUCGAGGAACGCAAAAUCGUCAUUCUUCAGCAUCUGGAAUGGAUCGUCGAGGAGUAUUAUUUUAUAAUUUAGUCACGCAAAAUGCUGUCGGUUGUUGGAAUUCUCAGAGACCUUAUAAAAAAUUUUAUCAAGGUUUAGCCGGACAAAGUAGCGAAAUAUUAAAUUUUCCAAACGAUUUAAAAGUUGAUCAUGAAAAAAGGCAAAAUCUUUGGGUUCUUUCGAAUAAAUUGCACAAGUACAUUUACACGUCUUUGAAUCCAGAGGAAGUUAAUUUUAGAGUUCUUUAUGGACAAAUUGAAAACAUUGUCAGGGAUACAAUUUGCGAUCCUUCAUUGCCACCCCAAUUGGAUGAAUCGAGCAAUACCGUAAUCGAGUGCAUGGAAUCCGAAUCAAAUUAA